Messenger RNA from Cladocopium goreaui, 1524 nucleotides. Lineage: Eukaryota; Dinophyceae; Suessiales; Symbiodiniaceae. The record is from the annotation of a GenBank genome assembly.
CGUCUGUCGGGCUUCCCCUGCUGUGAACUGUGGCCAUGGCUGAAACCUCCUACUUGUGGGAGGAGCCUGAAAAACUCCGCAGUUCUGGCGGCAAAGGUGCAGGGAAGCAUGCAGCCAGCUUGUUGGCGCAAGAAGUACAACUGGCCGGUGAAGCCGCUGAAGAAGCGCGGAAGAAUCGCGAAUCUCGAGCGGCGAAGCAGUCCGCGGUGAAACCGGCGGUUGCGAGCCAAGCCGGAGACUUUGUUGGGGAGAAACAGGUCCUGGAAUUCGCGUGUGACGCAAGCUUCAUGCAAGGUCGGGAGGAGGUCCAUCUGAAUCGUCACGUGGUAGUGAAAGACCUCGUGGCGGCGGCCAAAGCCUUCAAGAUGCCACUGAGUCUAGAGAAGCCGGUGGCUUUGUUUGCCGUCUACGAUGGACAUGUUGGGCCAAAGUGCUCCGAGUUUUCAGCGCAAAAUUUUCACAAGAAACUGCUGCCACGACUCUGCAAAACCACCACAGAGGAACAGAUCAAGGACAGCUUGGUUCAAGCCCUGGCAGACUUAGACCAAGAGUUCGUCAGCAAAUUUCGCACGGAUCGCUCCGGGUGCUGCGUACAACUGGCCCUUCUGGUGGGUCGGAAGCUGUGGCUGGCGCAACUGGGCUCUGGCGGCGCUCUGCUCUGCGAGGGCGAUCAGGGGGGCUUCAGCGCCUUUGAAGCCGACAUGGAGAUGGAGGAAGAGCGGAUUCAGAAGGCCGGAGGACAAUUGUUGGAGGUAGCGCCUGGAGUGCGCCACGUUGCCUCGGCGGAGUUCGAACAGCGUCUCAAGGAGUAUCGCAUUCAGAUGGCACAAGGCUUGGGCUGCACUUUGGCUCCUCCCAGCACUUCGCCCUUUUCGCGUGCGCUGGGAAAUCGCGAACUGAAACCUAUGGUAAGUGCAAAACCUGAGGUUCAUGUCUUGUCCCUGGAGCCAAGUCACACAGCCUUGGCGCUAUACUGCGAUGGCAUCUCAGAAGUGAUGAGUUCAGAGGAAAUUGCGAAAGCCUUGAAUCAGCUGCGGGGCCAGGAGAAACGGGCGCCCGGACGACUGGCGCAAGAUGCAUACAAUCGCGGCAGUGAGCAAAACCUCACCGCCAUCACCGUUUUCUUCCGCUUCCCCAAGCGCGGGGCACGCGCCUUCCCCGAGCCGCGGCCGGCUCCGCCGGCGCCGCCGGCGCCGCGGCCGGCUCCGCCGGAGCCGCCGCUGAAGGCACCGAAGGUGGAACAAAGGCCGAAGAUGGCACGGGCGGUGACGCAAGAUGACUUGAGGGAGAUCAAAGCUGCUCGAAGGGAGCAGAGGGAGCAGCAGAACGAGGCUCCACAAAACGAGCAUCUCUUCAUCUACGUGCAGAACGAGGAGAAGGGUGAGAGGCACCUUUUAGAGGCUGCAGGGCAGCUCUUUGAGGAUGAGGACGGCCAUGUGGCGCACGAGUUCCUGGAGGAAUGCGCUCAAGGCCUGCGGCUCAAGGCGUGCAGACGCCACGGCUCGGCCAAGUGAUGGGAGAAAA